AUGAUGAACAUCAAAAACAUGAACAACAACAACAACCAAAAUCAACAUCAGUCAGCGUUGGUGGUAACUCAAAUUCCACGAAAGAAGCAAUUUUAUAAAACGAAGAUGUGCCCAUGGUUUUUUUCUGGUAGGUGUGAUAGGGGUGUAGAUUGUUUAUUUGCACAUUCUCAAGAAGAAUUAAAUCCAAUUCCUGAUUUAUCAUUUACUAGUUUAUGUCCAUUAGCAAAAAAAGCAGGAAUCUGUAAAAAUGAAAAAUGUAGUUAUGCACAUUCUGUUUGUGAGUUAAGGCCGACAGGUGAUUUAUAUAAGACAGCCCCAUGCACUAAAUUUCUAAGAGGAAAAUGUAACGCUGAAUCACAUUGUAGACAUGCCCAUUACAUUGAAGAACUUCGACCGUUACCUGGAAAUCUAUCACCAUCUCAAAAUGCCAUCAACCUUAUGCUCGCGGCUCCUUUUGCUAAUUCCUCUCAAAAGAACAACAAAAAUAAAAGCGGCAGCAACGUAAAUAGUACGAACAACAAUCUGGGCAGUAACAACAACAACUUGGGAAGUAACAACAACAACUUGGGCAGUAGCAGCAACAACUUGGGCAGUAACAACAACAACUUGGGCAGUAGCAGCAACAACUUGGGCAGUAACAACAACAACUUGGACAAUAGCAGCAACAACUUGGGCAGUAACAACAACAACUUGGGCAAUAACAGCAACAACUUGGGCAGUAACAACAACAACUUGGGCAAUAGCAGCAAUAACUUGGGCAGUAACAAUCGCAGCAAUAGCAAUCACAACAUCUGUAACAGUAAUAGUAGUAGUAGCAACAAUAAUAUGAAUAGUAGCCAUCAUAAAUGUAUCAAUCAUAACCAUAACGCUUCAAAACACAACAAAAACAAUCAUACAAGUGGUAGUAGCAGUAAUUACCUGACAGAGGAGAAUAAGAAUAACGAAAUUUUAUUGCAGACUUCAAAUUCGCUACUUUGCAAUUUUUCUACUCGGAACGGAGUGAGUAAUAACAAGUUCAACAAGAAUUUAGAAAAGAAGGGUACAUCUGAUAAUAACAUCGGAUCAAUCUUAAAUGGAAACGCAAACUGCAACAUAAGCAACGGGAUGAUGAAUUGCAAUCUGAGCAGCAAUAUGAACGGCAAUAUGAACGGCAAUAUGAACGGAAACAUAGGGAACAAUAUGAACGGAAAUAUCAAUCGAGGCAUGAAUCGCAACACGAACGUGAACAACAGUAACAUAGGAAAUUCGAUGAACAGUUGCAUGAACAAUUGUGUGAAGAAUUACAUUUCUUCAGGAAUGAGUAGAGGAAUGGGCAGCGGAAUGGGCAGCGGAAUGGGCAGUGGAAUGGGCAGCGGAAUGAGCAAUUGUAUGAGCAGUUGUAUGAACACAUGUAUGAAGAAUUUUAUGAAGAACGGAAUUAACAUAAACAAAAGUUACCAAAAAAGCUCAUCGUAUCCAAAUAAUAAGCUGUACAAUAUGGUGAAGAAUAAGGAGAAUAAUGAAGAAUAUAAUAGAGGAAUGAACACCAUGAAUAUAAAAAAUUAUAUGAUCAGUAAUAACAAAACGGAUAGUGCAAAUGAUAUUAUUAAUACAAUUAAUUUAAGGAAAUUGCAAAAUAUAUGUAGUACCUCUAAGGAAACGAACGGAAUCCUGAAAUCUCUGAAUGAAUUAUUAAAUCAUGAUAUGAACAUGAACCGAUCCAUAAAUGGCAACAUGAACGGAGGGAACAGUUUAGUAAAUAAUGUUGGAAGCAACGUGAGUAGCGAUAUUGUGAACAAUAUAUCAUGCAUGUCUGGCAUUUCGAACGGUAAGACGAACAUGACCAAUAUGAGCAAUAUGAGUAAUAUGAGUAAUAUGACAAACAUGAGUAACAUGACUAACAUGAGUAAUAUGAGUAGUAUGACAGACAAAACGAAUAGCAUAAACAAUAAUCAAUACUUUAAUUUAAGCAAGGUCAAAAAGAACGAUGCAAUGAUUAAGUAUAAUACCGCUUUUCCAAACGAAGAUACAUCAACAUCAAUGAGAAUGUCGAGAAAUUCAUCAAAAGAGUAUGAACCAAGUAACGAAGAAAAAAAACUAGCGGACACAAUUGAACACAUGGAAAUUACUGCUCAAGAUAGUGCAUUAAAAGUUAUUGAAGAUGACAAUGAUAAAUUGAAUAUUUCUGAUAUUAAAAGCUUUUUAAAAUUGUUACAAAUGACAAAUGCAAAUAAUUAUAAAGACGAAAACUUUUUAUUAAAUAGCGAAUUUAAGAAGAAUAAUCAUAUUAUGCAUGAACAACAACAAUUGCAGCAGCAAUAUAAAUCUGUGCCAAUAAUGAAGAAUACUAAUAAUCACACAAAACAACAUCUCAAAGGUAAUGAAGUGAUGUCACCAGGAAUUCAUCAUUUAUGUGAACAUUUUUCACAUAAUACAAAUAUGCCAAACGCACAAAAUGAUGAAAACAAUAUGAAUAAUAAGUAUGGUGUAAAUGGGGACCUGAAAAAUAUUUAUAAACUGAAUAACAAUGCAUUAAUUAGCUGUUCUAAUUUUUGGAAUUAUCCUGAAGAUGAAUUAAAUACAACAGCUGCAAAAAUUGUGCAAAAUGUGGAAAUUUUGGAUUAUUAA
Molecule: messenger RNA, 2607 nt
Organism: Plasmodium gonderi
Lineage: Eukaryota; Apicomplexa; Aconoidasida; Haemosporida; Plasmodiidae
Exons: 1
Coding region: 1-2607 (868 amino acids)
Molecular function (GO): metal ion binding
Source: RefSeq, a predicted model, not a curated record